AAAAAGUACAAAGCUUACAACACUCGUAAUAGUCGUAAUUAAAUCAUAUUCGUCGCGGAUUGUGUUUUUACUUGAAUUGAAAAACAUUACUGCUGCCUACCUAUACGAUGGAUUUUUUACUAAAAGUUUUAUUGAUUUCAGGUUAUUUGGCUACUUUAACGGUUUCAUCACCAUUGAACGAAUACAGUCCAGAGCUAAAAAAUACCUACGCCGAAGAAUGUAAAAAAGAGCUAAAUGCGAGUAAAGAGGAUUUCCUUAUUUUAAAUUCCGAGAAAGUGCCCAAAAACGAAGUUCAAAGUUGCCUGGUGGAUUGCCUUUACACCAAAUUAGGAGCGAUCAAAGGUGAGAAAUGGGAUGAAGAUGCGCAUAUACGCAUAAUCAAAACAAAAUAUGCCAACGAGAAAGAGAAAUUUUCCGAAGUUAAGAAGAAAAUUAAGAAAUGUGCUGCAGAAGCUAAAAAAUCUCCCAAUGAAACUUGUGGCAUAGGAAAAAAUUUGAGAACCUGCUUGGAUGUUCUUAAAAAAAACAAAAAUACAUCGAAGUCGACGAAUGCCAAGAAUAAAGAUAACGAAACCUCGCAAUCGUAGAAAUAUGAUAGAUGAUAUCAUUAUCUGAGUUUUCGCAAAUCUUUGCCCAGCCCAGAUUGAUUCUCAAAUAAGUGCUUAGGUAUCGAGUUCAUAGACCUAACCAAUUUUUAAUACUUAUCAUGCUAUGUUGAAUAAUUCAUGUAACUUGAUAAUUAUAUUUACAUUAGGUA
Planococcus citri (citrus mealybug) is the source of this 757-nucleotide messenger RNA. RefSeq lists its product as uncharacterized. NCBI's taxonomy places the organism in Eukaryota, Metazoa, Arthropoda, Insecta, Hemiptera, Pseudococcidae. Gene Ontology annotation, molecular function: odorant binding. The record is from RefSeq and is a predicted model, not a curated record. Bases 108 to 587 code for a protein of 159 amino acids. The transcript is spliced from 7 exons.